Molecule: messenger RNA, 2421 nt
Organism: Haliotis rubra (blacklip abalone)
Lineage: Eukaryota; Metazoa; Mollusca; Gastropoda; Lepetellida; Haliotidae
Product: protein O-mannosyl-transferase TMTC4-like
Exons: 17
Coding region: 97-2352 (751 amino acids)
Biological process (GO): endoplasmic reticulum unfolded protein response; protein O-linked glycosylation via mannose
Cellular component (GO): endoplasmic reticulum
Molecular function (GO): protein binding; mannosyltransferase activity
Source: RefSeq, a predicted model, not a curated record
CAGACCUUGAGGGUUUGUAAAUGUUCCACAUGUCGAAGGGACUGAACAACUUUACAUGGAGGAUCGACUCGAAAGUCAACUCUUUUGAUACUCACCAUGAUUGGAACAAGAUUACCGGCAAGGAAAAACAAGACCAGUUACCAGUCCGAGUGGGAUGACGUGCUUCCUGUAUCCAAACUCAGCUUCUCUGUGGCAUCUGUCCUCGUCUUCUGUCUGGCGGUGCUGUGCUUCAAGAACAGUCAUGAGGGGGAGUUUGUGUUUGACGACAAUUGGGCCAUCACCAAAAACCAGGAUAUAUUACCUGAAACUCCACUCACAGCUAUAUUUUCUCAUGAUUUCUGGGGACAGUUGUUGGAUGAAAAGAGUCACAAGUCAUACAGGCCACUUACUGUGAUGACCUACAGAUGGAACUACGCAUGGGCAGGAGGACUUCAUCCUCGGGGCUUCCACGUUGUCAACAUCGUCCUGCACGGCUUGGUGUCGGUCAUCUUCCUGGCAGUAUUCUCUGUCCUCAUGUCUGGUUACCAGGUGGACCAGGAAUCUGCCAGGCCGGUGUUUGCCUCGCCCCGAGCCGCUCUACUGUGUGCUGUGUUGUUUGCUGUACAUCCAAUCCACACUGAGAGUAUUGCUGGGGUCGUGGGUCGAGCUGACCUGCUGUGUGCCUUGACCUUCCUUCUCUCAUUCCUACUGUAUGCCAAGGCAUGCGUCAGUCCUUCAUGCUUGGUCAGCUACCGUCCCGAGUCCUUCUCCCUGGUGUCUAUACUGGCCAGUAUGUGUCUGUGUGUCGUGUCCACCUUCUGUAAGGAGCAGGGCAUCACUGUCAUAGGCAUAUGUAGCGUGUUCGACAUCGUCGUUGUGUGUAGACUCGACCCUUUCAAGCUGCUGUCUUUUAUGAAAGAUCCCACCAAGAGUAAGAAGAAAUGGGUGACGGGACUCAUCAAACGUCAUCUCAUCCUGUUACUGACUGGCGUUUUGCUCCUCCUCGUCAGACUAUGGAUAAUGCGAUCAUCAACUCCUAACUUCUCAGUGGAUGACAAUCCACAUACCAUGGUCAACGGCACGAUAUUGAAAAUUUUGAACUACAACUACCUUUAUGCAAUGAACUCUUGGCUGCUGUUGAAUCCAUGGUGGCUGUGUUAUGAUUGGUCGAUGGGCUGUAUACCUGUCAUCACCUCAUUGGCUGACCCCAGAAUACUGGCAGUCAUAGCUCUCUGGACGGCGUUUGCCGCUUUGUUCCACCACUGUUACCAUGGUGAUCUAACAAGUUAUCGCAGGAUCCUGAUAAUGUCCCUGGGAGUGUUGGGAGUUCCCUUCCUGCCAGCCAGCAACCUGUUUUUCCGUGUGGGCUUCGUGAUCGCAGAGAGGAUACUGUACCUGUCCUGUGCUGGCUUCUGUAUGUUGGUGGUGCUCGGGGCCAGAGAGAUCUGUCAUCAACUGCAACAACAUUUCGUAGCAAAGAAGAUUGUGUCCGGAGGUUUCGUGUGCCUCGUGUUGGUGUUUUUCUUACGAUCAGCUGAGCGCUGCAAGGAGUAUAGAGAGGAACUGACCUUAUACACAUCUGGAUUGAAGGUCUGCCCACUGAACGCCAAGGUCCACUACAAUCUUGCCAGAGUUCAGACUGAUCACAACAAUACAGACAUCGCUAUCCAUGAAUUCAGAGAGGCUCUGGUGCUAAAACCGGGACAUGUUGGCGCAAUGAACAACUUGGCCGCCAUUCUCAAGGGAAAAGGUGAAUAUGAGGAAGCGGAGGAGUUGCUGGAAAGAGCUGUCAGUAUCAGACCAGACCACGUGGAGGCAUGGAUGAACCUAGGAGUUGUACAGGCAACGUUGAACAAGAAUGAGUCGGCAAACAACAGCUUCGGUAAUGCUCUCUUACACUGCAAGGUGCCCACAGAAUGCAUGUAUAACCUUGGCAAUCUGUACUGGCACCUAGGACGCCACACAGACGCCAUCGACGCCUUCCACAAUGUAACACAGGAUGCACCAACACACACUGCAGCCUGGAUACAGUUCCUCCAGCUUCUGGAUGUUCUAAAGCUAUACAACCGUGCCAUUGAGAUCGGAGAGAAGGCUCUGGAGGUGUUGACAUAUGAACCAGAGUUGACGUUUCGCCUCGCUACUAUUUACCUAAAAACAAAGCAAUACAAGGAAAGUGAAAAACACCUACAGGCUGCCAUCAAGCGAGACACCCGGAAUCCGUAUCUACAUCUGAAUCUAGGUGUUCUGUAUCGUCAGACUGGGAACAAAGAGAAAGCGGAGGCAGCCUUCAAGAAGGCACUGAAGUUGGCGCCAAAUGACCCGCUCAUUCUUCAAAAUCUCCAGGCGCUUCAUACAAAGACGUUAAAUACAUAAGCAAUUAUUAACUUUGAUUCAGCGUGUUGUGUAGCCUUUGCUCUUUUAUAAUAAAGUCAUGUGUAUUUG